AGAAAGCACGCGUCGGCGCAGUCGCGUACCGCACGGCUAUUUUACCGCGUAUCGGUUUUGCGCGUUUUUCACGCGCCAGUGUCGCCAUUGAGAAGGACUUUUGGUGAAUUAAAAAUGGAAAUGAGGUUGAUGUUCUUAAUAGCGCUGUUGUUGGUGGGCACAACGCUGGCUGCUGAGGAGGACGACGUGCCUGACGCGGGCGUUGAAGAGGAUGAGGAUGACCUGGCCCUGGACCAGGAGGAAACACGCAACGUGCGACCACGUGCGUACACGGCGAACGCGUACAACACACUGCCGAGCGGCUUCCGGCCCACGGCGUCGCUGGCAGAACUUGCUGGCUACCAGCAGCGGCAGCAACAACAGCAGCAGGAACCACAGGAGUUCGUCGGCCUGGUGGCCCCGCAGCAGCACUUGUACGAAGACCAGAGAGCACCUGCUAGAGCACCCAGCAGAAAGCCUCAAGACCACAGGCCGGUUAAGGUUCAGCAGCAACAGCAGCAGGAAUUAGAGGAUGAGGAGGAGAAAGAGGAGCCCGACCGUCUGUCCACGCUGCUCCAGCAGACCAAGUUCGACUGCGUCAGCAAGCAGAACGGCUACUAUGCCGACCCUGAACUGAACUGCGAGGUCUUCCAUUACUGCGCGGAUAAUGUUAAGCACUCCUGGAUUUGCCCCGAGGGAUUCACCUUCCACCAGGUCCACCUGAUCUGCAUGCCGCCCACCCAUGACAGCAUCUGUCAGAAGUCCGCCAAGUACCACUUUGUGAACGAGUACCUGUACCGGCCGAUCAACGAGGAGGAGGUGCAGAGGAAGCCCAACGUGUCCCUCAAGUACUCCGACCGGUACUACCCUGCUGAGGUCUACAGGGACGACAGAUACGAGGACGAGGAGGAGGAGGAGGAGAGGAGACAGGAGCAAGCCGUCCACAGAGCGCCCCCACAGCAGUUGCAGGCGCGACCCUCGCCGCGGCCACAGCAGCAGCAGCCCCAAGUAUUCCACUCCGCGGAGGAGGUCAACAUCCCUCUAGGCCAGAGGCGUCCCCAGCGCCCCUACGACUUUGACUUCUAGCCAGCUCUUUUCAGCCAGUAGUCUUAAAGUUUCACAACUGCCAGAUACAUCGGCUAGAGCCGAUAAAGUCCUUCAUGUUUCAGCAUCGGGAAGGGAAAUUCACGUUUAGAAAUUAUUUCAAUUGUUGUGCGUUUAAACAUCUGCAAGAGGCCAAAAACGCAUGUUUUUGACUUUCUUGCUUUUCAUGUCAACGGCACAACAAUUAAUUUCUGAAUCCUUACAGCAACCUGUAUUUUAAAGCACGAAAAUAAAAAGGAGAUGUAAAUAAUUUGCAAACAUUUUGGUGCUAGGUGCAUAAUCUAUAAAUUAUUCAAACCAUAUCCAGUAUUGUACUGCUCAGUCUUGUGUGUAAGUUAACGUUUAGGUUAAUAAACUUAUUUAUACUUAGGUACAUUAAACUAUUUGAAUGUAAAGGUAAGUCACAAAUUAGUUUUAAGCUAGUCUUUGUGGUAGUUAUUUGUAAAAAUAAAGAAAG
Messenger RNA from Ostrinia furnacalis (Asian corn borer), 1540 nucleotides. RefSeq lists its product as uncharacterized. The transcript has 6 exons. NCBI's taxonomy places the organism in Eukaryota, Metazoa, Arthropoda, Insecta, Lepidoptera, Crambidae. Gene Ontology annotation, cellular component: extracellular region. Gene Ontology annotation, molecular function: chitin binding. The record is from RefSeq and is a predicted model, not a curated record. The coding region runs from base 115 to 1065 and encodes 316 amino acids.